This is a messenger RNA of Wasmannia auropunctata (little fire ant), 3408 nucleotides long. It is a transcript of the gene CycE, whose product is annotated as G1/S-specific cyclin-E1. Gene Ontology annotation, biological process: regulation of cyclin-dependent protein serine/threonine kinase activity; G1/S transition of mitotic cell cycle. Gene Ontology annotation, cellular component: centrosome; cytoplasm; cyclin E1-CDK2 complex. The record is from RefSeq and is a predicted model, not a curated record. Lineage: Eukaryota; Metazoa; Arthropoda; Insecta; Hymenoptera; Formicidae. The transcript has 3 exons. Gene Ontology annotation, molecular function: cyclin-dependent protein serine/threonine kinase regulator activity. Bases 1085 to 2458 code for a protein of 457 amino acids.
GGGGACAGCAGCGCGGCGUGGCGCCCAUCACUCUGGCGUUCCCGCGAAACGCCAAUUUGCAGCAGGCGCCAGUUCGCUUCGCGUACGCGGCAGAAACGUGUCCGUGUUCGCGUCUUCCAAGUAUCGCGCGAUCUUCCGCAAGCGUGUAGUGCCGUGUUAACCCGUACGCGCGAGCUCGCGAGAGUGCUCGCGAUUCCCGUUCCGACGCCGAAGCUGAUGUGAUAUCCGUAAAACGAAAGAGAGAGAGAGCGCGGCAACGCCGAAGCCGAACGAGCAGGAACCGAAAUACGGCGCGACGUGCGCGACGCCGUAGCUGCACGGCCAGCACUGGGCCUCGACGGACGAUCCGUUUACCGCCCGCGAGCCGCCUGCGUAUCGUCCCCAGGACACUGGGACACGCAUCUGUCUGCAGACAGUCGUCUAUCGUUGCACUUUGGCUGAUAACUUUGUCCAAACGAGCUGGCGAAACGCGCGCGGUAUCUCGCGGAAGGACGCUCAUCUUGGAGUCGCGUUUCACGGGACUGAAAAAUCAGGCCCGACACGCGAAAGGAGGAAUAUCCAGGAGUCGAGGUAUCGUCGACGGCCUUCUGCCUGAAAUGUAUCAUAAAUAUCUCCAAAAUUUGCCCCUUCUUUAGGAGGUUAUGUAGCGCAUAUAGAGGGCGUUACAGGGCGUACAGGGGUUGGUCGUCGUUUCGCGCGCGCUCGUCGGCUCGUCUCCCGCGCUUCCAGAUCCACGUCCUCUAUUUUUGUCGGAAUAUCGUUGAAUCGCGGCUCGCACACGCCGCAAAAUAGCUCGCAGAGGAGAUAAAUGAAUUUUCCGUCCGCCAAAAUUGACAACGAACGAAAAUCCCAAGUCGCUACGUUGAAUCAAAGACUGCCGAGAGAACGUGCAUUAUGGCGAUCGGAUGCUCGUAGACUUGGCGCGCUCCUCAGCUUUUCGUCGUUUUUCCAAGGAAAUAGUUGCGCCUGAAUCAAGAAAAUCGUGUGGACGCUCGUUCCAAGGGUCUCCGUUGUCGCGUGCGAUUGGAAAAAAUUUUUUCCGCUGACAAAUAUUUUCCUUACACGUUGGCAAUCCCGCGGCAAGAUGCCACAGAACAGCUUGCAGGAAAAAAAGUCACAAACUUAUCUGCAAGGUGGCAAGGCGCAGUCUUUGAAACGGAAGAGACGUAACACCACAGAACUCUCGGAAGAUUCAGAAAACAUAUAUCCACCUAGUAAAGUACCUACACUGUCUCAUGUCUCAUAUGCGGAAUCUUGUCAAACCACCCCGUCGGUGGAUGCCACGUGUACUCUCCAACAUCAGACAUCUCCAUUAAAGGAACAGCAGGAGCCAGCUACAUGGUCUGAAUUAAGAACUGCGACCUGUUUCUUAACACCCUCAGCCUCCAAUAGCACAUCAAUUAGACCUAGUCCACUGCCGUCUCUUCCAUGGGCUGAUGGCUCUCAAGUAUGGUCUCUUAUGUGCCUUGGGGAUCAGAAAACUGUAAUUCAGAGGGAUCCAGAAAUGUUCCAAAGGCAUCCAACGUUGCAGCCACGAAUGAGAGCCAUUUUAUUAGAUUGGUUGAUCGAGGUCUGCGAGGUGUAUAAAUUACAUAGGGAGACUUAUUACCUUGCUAUGGACUAUAUAGACAGAUAUUUGUCUAUUCAUCAAGACGUACCUAAAAAUCAAUUGCAACUUAUAGGAAUAACUUGCCUUUUUAUUGCUUCUAAGGUUGAAGAGAUAUAUCCGCCUAAAAUCGCGGAAUUUGCAUACGUCACCGAUGGAGCCUGUACGGAAGAAGAAAUUUUGGGAAAGGAGUUGAUGAUCUUGAAAGGACUUGGAUGGAAUCUGUCCCCGAUAACCGCACCAGGAUGGCUCAAUAUUUACAUGCAGAUUGAAUCGGGCGAUUCAUCCAGACCAAAUACUUUCAUAUAUCCGCAGUAUGGUGGAUUGCAAUAUUCUCAAGCGGCACAACUAUUAGAUCUGGCGACUUUGGACGAAGGUUGUUUGAAGUUUCCGUACAGCCACAUAGCUGCAGCAGCAAUUUACCAUACCCAAGGAAGAGAAUGCGCAUUAAGGGUAUCCCGAUUGUCGUGGGAACAGCUUGCUCCUUGUGUAAAAUGGCUUACAGCAUUUGCUACUACCGUCGCGGAAGAGGAAUCCCAGUCUCUUUUAAGAUCUACGAUCACGCCUGUAGAAUCGCACUCUGGAUCUGGACUGAAGGCCACUGUACCUAAUAUCGUUGUAGACGAAUCGCAUCGCAUACAGACUCAUGUAGUCGAUUUGAAUAUGUUGGAAAAGGCGCAGCAGCGAUUAGCUGGAGAUAUUUCGAGCGGUUAUGUGAACGAUUCGGAUGCAAAUGUGGAAUCUGGUAGACAAAGUCCGAACGAGAGUGGCCUCUUAACUCCACCGUCUAGUAAUCAAAAGAAUUCUCCAUUAUCAACAUGCCCUACACCUCAGUUACAUCCUUAUACAUAACUAAAUAUUUGCAAGUACUUUGUAUACACAUUAUAUAUGGUAAAUUGUUAUACCGUAUAAUCGUAUAUAGAAUUACAGCACAAUAUUUCAUAUAGAAACGUGAGAUAUUUUGAAAAAACGCAGAUAUGAGGAAAUAAUGUUGAUAACACAUUGUGAACACGUUGUGACACGUUAUUGUAAAUAAUACGAUGCUUUCUAAUCGCAUCCUUUCCAUAUUGAACGAUUGUACUUUCGAAAUAACAGUAAGACUCAGUACAAGAUAUCAAGCAUUUUUUUGAAAUAAUACAUAUAAAAUAGCACAAUUAAUUCAACAUCACUUAUUUUAUUACAGACACUUGCUUUAUGGUUUUGUGUUGUCUAUAAAUACCUCUCGCAGCACAUUUAUGAUUCUAAAUAGCAGUCAUACAUGACUGCUUUCUGUGAUUGUACCCAAUACGGUGAAAUUUCGCGCGCCUUACAUUAACACAGAGAUUAGGCUCAACUUUACUACAUUAUAUACAUUGCAAAGACGUAAGAAGACGAAUAAUGUUUAUACAACAAGUGGCCUUAAAUGAUUAUUUCUACCUGUUUUUUGAAAGAGAGCUUUGUUAAUAGUAUUCUUUUAUACAAUUCGCUUUAUUGUAAUACAGUGUAUUACGGCGCAGCGGUGCGUUAUCUGGCCGGAUGAAUGCAUUUUUAUUAUGUAUAUUAUGAAAUUCUUUCCGAUGAAUGAAAUAUUAAAAACAAUUUCUUUAUAUCCUCUUAAAUUGAGAAUGAAUGGUGAGGGAUGAAAGCAGGAGAUUGAGUAUGACGGUUAAUUAAAAUAUUAAAAAAAAAGACUAAUAAUCUUUAAUGUAAGCAUUAAAAUUUUGUGGUGAAUUUGCACACCGCCUGGCAUGUAACAACAUGGCGGUUUAUACAUAUUUGUAUGAUGAAUUUGACAAUAAAUGUUUUGCAAAUUUACAUUUAAA